GGAAAUGUUUCAUUAAAAAAAGCCCCAAAGAAGGCACCAGAGAACUUACUAAAAGCCCCAGGCUCAAAAGAUCUCCUACAAACUAGGAAGAAAAAUAAGAAUUAUAAAUAUAUAAAUAAUUUACAAGCAACCCCAACAGUGAACACUGAACAACAGAUAUGAACUCACCACCUCUUCUUCUUCUUCAGCAAUCUCUCCCGCCAAUAUCCCCCACUGAAAAUCUAAUUCAACUGAAAACUCCACUCCCUGUACACAAUAGCAUACCCGGCACACGAACACCUGUAUCAUCAUCAUCAUCAUCAUCAUCAUCACUUUCUUAUAUAAGAGCUUGCGCUGGUAAAACAACAAGAAGAGUAGGAGGAGGAAGAAGAGGAAACCCAGAUGACUACCAUGCCACUCUCACUGCUCUCAACUCCAAAGGCCGCUUCCCUAGAAAAUCCCUCGGCCAGCAUUAUAUGUUGGACUCUGAGAUCAACGAACAGCUCACUGCUGCGGCUAAUGUUGGAGAAGGUGAUGUGGUGCUAGAAAUUGGGCCAGGAACAGGUUCUUUGACUAAUGUUCUUAUUAGUGCCGGUGCAUUUGUGCUUGCAAUCGAAAAGGAUCCACACAUGGCUACUCUUGUGAGUGAAAGAUUUUCAGAGACUGAACGGUUCAAGGUUUUGAAAGAGGACUUUGUCAAAUGUCACAUUCACUCUCAUAUGUCAUCAUUGUUGGCAAGUAUAGAGCCAUCCAGCGCAGAUUCAAGAUAUGCGAAAGUAGUCGCUAAUAUACCCUUUAAUAUAAGUACAGAUGUUGUCAAACAACUUCUUCCAAUGGGUGACAUCUUUUCUGAAGUAGUACUCUUACUCCAGGAGGAGACAGCUUUGCGGCUGGUGGAAUCAUCUUUGCGAACAUCUGAGUACCGGCCCAUCAAUAUCUUCGUCAAUUUCUAUUCAGAUCCUCAAUUCAUAUGUAAGGUUCCAAGGACAAAAUUCUUUCCUCAGCCUAACGUUGAUGCUGCUGUGGUUAAAUUUAAGCUGAAGCAACCUGUACACUACCCCUCAGUUUCCUCCACUAAAAGCUUCUUCUCAAUGGUAAAUUCUGCUUUUAACGGGAAACGUAAGAUGUUGAGGAGAUCACUUCAGCACAUAUGCACGCCCAUGGAGAUUGAAAAUGCUUUGGGAAACGUUGGUCGUCCUGCCACGUCAAGACCAGAAGAGCUAUCCAUGGAUGAUUUUGUGAAGUUGCAUAAUUUGAUUGUGAAAGUAUGACAUUUGUGGUUUCUCUAGAAGGCCGAUACUUUUCACACACAUGCAAGCCGGUUCUACCGUACUAGUUGCAGCAAAUCUCAUUCAAACAGCGACCGCAACAAUUUCUAGAGAAGGCUGGACAAAAUUCCAUAAAAGUGUUUCCUGCAAGAGCAAAUUGGAAUGGAAAUGGAUCAUUGGCGGACUUGUUCUUCAAAAAAUGGUUUUUAGGGCCCUUAGCAGUAUGAUACAAGCAGAAGCAACAGCAUUUUUUGCCUACAAAACAAUGGAUUUGUGCCUACAUUUGUAUUCCAUUAAUAUUUCGAAAUUGUAACGCAGUAACGUAAGUAAAGAAAAAAGAAAAUAAAAGAAAAUUGAGUUGCUA
Prunus avium (sweet cherry) is the source of this 1611-nucleotide messenger RNA. RefSeq names its product ribosomal RNA small subunit methyltransferase, chloroplastic. Lineage: Eukaryota; Viridiplantae; Streptophyta; Magnoliopsida; Rosales; Rosaceae. The record is from RefSeq and is a predicted model, not a curated record. Gene Ontology annotation, molecular function: rRNA (adenine-N6,N6-)-dimethyltransferase activity. Gene Ontology annotation, biological process: rRNA methylation.